AUGGACGCUGCCACGGCCACGGCCACCGCCAACGCGGCGCGCGACGCGUACAAGGAGAACCUCGACAACAUUGUCAUGUGCCCCGACUGCAAGGAGUUCCCGCCCAACCUGGUCGAGGAGUUUUCGAGCGGCGACAUGGUGUGCGACUCGUGCGGCCUCGUCGUGGGCCCGCGCAUCAUCGACAGCCGGUCCGAGUGGCGCACGUUUGCCAACGACGACCAGGGCAACGACGACCCGUCGCGCGUGGGCGAGUCGGCCAACUCGCUGGCCAACGACGAGGGCCUGCGCACGCAGGUGGACAUGCGGGCGGCCAACGGCAAGCUGGCGGGCAAGCUCAACAGCAUCAACAAGAAGUCGCAGUCGGAGAAGCUCAACAACGACCUGCAAGAGGGCUUCCGCGCCAUCAGCGGGCUCGUCGACAUGAUGCAGACGAGCGGCAUCGUCGGCCAGACGGCCAUGCACAUCUACAAGCUGGCCUACGAGCACGGCCAGCUCAAGGGCAAGCCGCGCGAGGCCGUCAUCGCCGGCUGCAUCUUUAUCGCGUGCCGCCAGUGCGGCGUGCCGCGCACGUUUCGCGAGAUCUACGCCAUCACGCGCGUCACGAAAAAGGAGAUUGGGCGCGUCUUCAAGUCGCUCGAGAGCUUUCUGAGCAAGAUCCAGGAGAAAAACCCGCAGGCCAGCGCGGCGCAGGGCGUCAAGGACUACAAGGCGUCGUCGUCGACGACGGCCGAGGAGCUCUGCACGCGCUACUGCUCGCUGCUCGGGUUCCGCAACACGCCGCGCAUGGAGAAGAUCAGCAAGGCGCUGGCCCGCAAGACCACGGGCAUCCCCGACCUCGCCGGCCGCUCGCCGCUGUCCGUCGCCGCCGCCUGCAUCUACUUUGCCUCGCAGUACCUCGACGACCCGCGCGCGUCCAAGGACAUUGCCUCCAUUGCCGGCGUCAGCGACGGCACCAUCAAGACGGCCUACCGCUUUCUCUACAACACGCGCACCACGCUCGUCGAGCCCGACUGGCACGGCGACCUCGACAAGCUGUCGAGCAGCUAG
Sporothrix schenckii 1099-18 is the source of this 1047-nucleotide messenger RNA. RefSeq names its product transcription initiation factor TFIIB. Bases 1 to 1047 code for a protein of 348 amino acids. NCBI's taxonomy places the organism in Eukaryota, Fungi, Ascomycota, Sordariomycetes, Ophiostomatales, Ophiostomataceae. Gene Ontology annotation, molecular function: RNA polymerase II general transcription initiation factor activity; TBP-class protein binding. The transcript has a single exon. The record is from RefSeq and is a predicted model, not a curated record. Gene Ontology annotation, cellular component: transcription preinitiation complex; nucleus. Gene Ontology annotation, biological process: transcription preinitiation complex assembly; transcription initiation at RNA polymerase II promoter.